Messenger RNA from Sinocyclocheilus grahami, 2451 nucleotides. RefSeq names its product cleavage and polyadenylation specificity factor subunit 6-like. NCBI's taxonomy places the organism in Eukaryota, Metazoa, Chordata, Actinopteri, Cypriniformes, Cyprinidae. The coding region runs from base 1 to 1422 and encodes 473 amino acids. The transcript is spliced from 8 exons. Gene Ontology annotation, molecular function: nucleic acid binding. The record is from RefSeq and is a predicted model, not a curated record.
AUGGCGGACGGUGUUGACCACAUCGAUAUUUACGCCGAUGUAGAAGAGGAAUUUAAUCAGUGGACCACUGAUGAAGAUUUGACCGAUGCUAUUCGCUCAGUAGGCAUCAAUGAUUUGCUGGAGAUCAAGUUUUUUGAGAAUCGAGCAAAUGGCCAGUCAAAAGGGUUUGCUCUGGUCUGCGUGGGUUCAGACUCCUCAUCCAGGAAGCUGAUGGAUCUGCUGUCCAAACGGGAGCUGCACGGACAAAACCCGAUUGUCACCCCUUGCAACAAACAGUCGCUCAGCCAGUUUGAGAUGCAGUCGCGAAAAAGCACACAGUCCGGCCAGAUGUCGGGAGAGGGGAAGGCCGGGCCUCCAGGCUUAGGAUCUCGCAGUGGCUUCCCUCUUGGCAAGAAUCGAGGGCGCUUUCCCACCUCACCUGGCCCGGGAGGAGACCGCUUUCCUGGACCUGGUGGACCUGGUGGACCUCCACCACACUUCUCAGGUAUGCAAGGCCCCCUGCGUCCUCCCACAGGCCCACCUGGGCCUCCAGGACCCCCUGGCCCCCCUCCACCUGGACAAGGUCUGCUGCCGCCCCUCGGAGGUCCUCCUAACAGAGGAGACCGUCCUCCUCCACCCGUCAUGUUUCCUGGUCAGUUUGGUCAGCCUCCUAUGGGACCGAUGCCUCCUGGCCCGCCACCACCUGGAUACGGGCCUCCCCCAGGCCCCCCUCUACUUCAGCAGGGUCUGCCCCCUCCUGGACCCUUCCCUCCCCGUCCACCUGGGCCCUUAGGACCCCCGCUUGGCCUCGUGCCUCCACCUCACAUGCAGGGACCCCCGCCUGGAGGUCCACCGCCGGCCCCUCAUGUCAACCCAGCCUUCUUCCCACCGCCUGGAAACAACAACAUGCCAUCGUCCGACAGCAGGGGCCCACCCCCAGGUGACAUGUACGGCCGCCCUCCUCCAUAUGACAGAGAAUAUGGCCCUGGCGGCAGGGACAUGGAUUCAUCUCGCACUCCUCUGAGCGAAGCUGAGUUUGAGGAGAUCAUGAAUCGUAACAGAGCGAUCUCCAGCAGUGCUAUCUCGAGGGCCGUGUCAGACGCAAGCGCAGCUGAUUACGGCAGUGCUAUAGAGACUCUGGUGACGGCCAUUUCUCUGAUCAAGCAGUCGAAGGUUUCUGCUGAUGACCGCUGUAAAGUUCUCAUCAGCUCACUUCAGGACUGCUUGCAUGGAAUCGAGUCCAAAUCCUAUGGCUCUGCAUCAAGCAGACGGGAGCGGUCCAGGGAGAGGGACCACAGCCGCUCGAGUGAGAAGCGUCACCGCAAGUCUCGCAGCCGAGAUCGACGCGAGGACUAUUACAGGGAGCGCAGCCGCGAGAGAGACCGCCAUCGUGACCGUGACCGCGAGAGAGACCGAGAACGUGAGCGGGAGUAUCGCCGUUAGUUGGAGAGGAAGGUGUGUAUCCUGUUUGUCGCUGUCUUUCUCCCCUUUUCUUUCAGGAUUCAGAUGUACAUGCUAUUGCAGAGGUCGGGAUCACAGGUAUGUGAUCAGAAAAGGUGAGUCCCGGAACCUAUACAAGUACUGUCAUUUUUUUUUCUCUACAGCUAAUCAAUUUUUUUUUCUUUUCAUUUUACGUAUGUAGCGUGAUCUGAGUACUCUGAUAUUUAAAGCAUGUGUACCUGGUCUUGAAGCCGUUCAAUGUGCAAUAUCAGCUCCAGCAACCACAAACUGUUCCGCAAUUGUGUUGAUGAUAUCCAGUUUGUCUUUGAAAGGAUUUUAUGUGUAUUGCAACCUUUUAUUUAAAAAAAAUCGAUUUGCAUUUUAAAAUGCAAGUUACUGCACUUAUUUGUCCGUUUAACUGAGAUUUGCUGCUAGUUUUUAGACCAUGCCAAUUUUGUCUUCAUGUGAGGUCAAACAAAUUUUCCCUUAUCAUAUUUUGUCUAAUUGACAAUGUUUGCCAAAAAUUGAAAUUCAGGAUGCAUUUCAUGUCUUUAGAGUUGUGGUUAUGAAAUAUAAACUCAACCUGUGACCAUAAAUGUGUAGAAAUUGGUUGUAGUUGGAUGAGAGAAAAUGAAUGUUUUUUUAUCCCGUAUUGAAAUGAGCAAAAUCAUGUUUCUCAGAUUGUGCAUUGACAUUCCUGUAGACAGAUUUGUUGUUGACAUAAUAAUGGUUGUUCUAGUGUUUAGUUCCUCAUUGAUUUAUGAAAAGCAAAUGAAUGGAGUCAAAUUGAUCUGCUUUGGCAUUUAAAAACAUGAAGCUGUAGUCUUCUGUCAGGUUGAGUUGUCAUGGUGUAGGCAAAUUCAGAUUGUUUUGUGUGUUACGGUUUAGUCUUGAGCACAUCUGUACAGUAUAAUUUAAGAAAACACAUUCUGAAUGUCCUCUGUCAGAGCAAGUUAAAUUUAUUUUUACUGUGAAGGGUCAUUUUGUACAUCCUAGUAUUUCAGAGUCAUUUGCAGGUUUUUAGUAGCUACU